GGUCGGUGGGCUUGGCAGCGGCUUCCCGUGCGCGCGGCCGACGGCUGCUGACUGCGGGCCGCGCGGCUGAGCGGGCGCCGGGGCCUCGCCGGCUCGACGAGGUGAGGGGCGGCGCUGAGGCGGUGGCGAUGGGCCCCCGCGCUGGGCAGUCGUAGGGUGCAUUACCUUCAGGAGAUGGCCUCUUCCAAGUCUUUGAUGAACCUUCUAACCUUCACUUUUGGAUCAGCAAUAGGAUUUUUUGUAUGCUAUCUUCUGUUUAGCAUUAUACUAGAAGAACAAGUAAAGAUCCAGCCUCAUGUCCUUCACAAUGAUCCGCAUGGUCAGCACUCAUCAGAUACCGAUAGCAAUCAGCUGCAAGGGCAAAUGAAUUUCAAUGCAGACUUUGGACAGCAUAAAGAUGAGAAUAAAAAUAUUGCAGAGGGACUGUAUCAGAAGGUGAAAAUACUGUGCUGGGUCAUGACUGGACCUCAAAAUCUAGAAAAGAAAGCCAGGCAUGUUAAGGCCACUUGGGCCCAACGUUGUAAUAAAAUACUUUUUAUGAGCUCCGAGGAAAACAAAGACUUCCCAACUGUGGGCCUAGAAGCCAAAGAAGGCAGAGACCAACUGUACUGGAAGACUAUUAAAGCUUUUCAGUAUGUGCAUGACCAUUAUUUUGAUGAUGCUGAUUGGUUUAUGAAAGCAGAUGAUGAUACAUAUGUUAUAUUGGACAAUUUGAGAUGGCUUCUUUCAAAAUACAGUCCUGAACAGCCAAUAUACUUUGGAAGAAGGUUUAAGCCUUAUGUGAAACAGGGUUACAUGAGUGGAGGAGCAGGUUAUGUUCUGAGCAAAGAAGCUCUGAAGAGAUUUGUUGCUGCAUUUAAAACAAACAAAUGCUCUCAUAGUUCCUCAAUUGAAGACCUUGCACUAGGAAAAUGCAUGGAGAUCAUUAAUGUGGAAGCAGGAGAUUCUAGGGAUACAAGUGGUAGAGAAACCUUUCAUCCCUUUGUUCCAGAACAUCACUUAGUCAGAGGAUACCUGCCAAAAACAUUCUGGUACUGGAAUUACAAUUAUUAUCCUGCUGUAGAGGGUCCUGGAUGCUGCUCCGAUCUAGCAGUUUCAUUCCACUAUGUUGAUUCCAUGACUAUGUAUCAAUUGGAAUAUUUGAUUUAUCAUCUCCGUCCGUAUGGGUAUUUGUAUCGGUACAAUCCUGAUCCAGCAACCAAUCCAGAAGAGCAAAGCAAAAAUGAAGCACUGGAGGAUAAUCAGAAGCUAAAGCAAAAAGUUACUGAGAGUUAAUUAGACUUUGAAGAAAACAAAAAGAAGCCAGUACAAUGAGUAGGAGUCUCGUCAAACUCCUGCAUGAAGCUUGUGGACUGAAAUUACUGAUAGUGAUUCUUAUUUAAAAAAUCACAUUGGCAGUGCUGCCUGUUGCUGUCUAUGUGCAGUAGAAUCUGGUGCUGGCUCUGACUGUUUGGGAUAGUGUGACCUUGCUGACCUGCUCAAUGAAGAUUUAGGGCUCUCAAGCUGUGAAAUAGGAGGUUGUUCUGAUACACUAAUACCUGGAAGAAUUUGUAUGAAACUCAUAUGGAUGGCUUCAGAGAUAAUCAAACAGUAUUUCUGUUCCUUUUUCUGUUCCCCUUUUCCUUCCAGCUGUUCUGUUAGGUAAGCUCUAAUGGUAGAAAGUGGAUGCUGCAUAGUCAAAUACUUGAUGAUGGCUUUCUCUAGUAUUCUCAGUAUCUUGAAAUUAGUUUGUGUACCUUGCCCUACAAGGGAGAGGAGUGAAAAUAGUCUGCUUUGCUUUAAUGGCAGACUGGCUAUUAUGAAUAGGCAGAGAUCCACCCAAACGAUUAAUCUUGAGUUGUUUCAGAAAUGGAAUUCACUGCCAUGAAUUAUUUUUAACUUUUUUAAGUCUCUUGUAUGAAAUAAUAUGAAGUUGAAUCACUACUGCUUUAGGGAGAAACCCAGAAAUGGUUACUGUUGUUUCAAUUGCUGAGGCAAGGCAAGCUGCUUACAUACUUACCUGUAGCUUUUUAAAAUGUUUUUCUUUUGCAUUAAAUUAUUGUAUUGGUUGAAUGGAUAUAAAAAUUCAUCUCAGAAUUUCUCAGCACAAGAUAAGGUAGAUGCUUUUUGAAAUAGAAUUCUCUCUUCCAUCCCUCCUUCCAUCUGAACCAGGAAGAAUAGUAUCUUGGCAAAGUUACAAUGACGUUAUAAUAUCUUGGUUUCAGCCAGUAUUAUAAUUAGUUUGUUUCCAUUUAGUUUUCACGUCACUAUACUUUGAGACUGUGGAGUUACCUUGUACAUUAAAAUUUUAGAGAUACAAGAAAGUCCCAUUUUAAAACGGCAGCAAAGCUGAUUUGACUGCUUCCCUACGCAUCUCAUUUAUUUGGCUGAAGUACUUAAUUUCACUCUUUUUUUUUUCCUUUUUUUUUUUUCCCUUCACCUUUAAAAAUUUCUUCUGUAGCUGCUGCUUGUUACCUUUUUCAGGACAAAGUGUUAAAUGAUCCUUAUAUCACUCUUUGAAGCUGAAGUAUAUAGUUAUUCAGGUAAGCCAGCCUGAAUGCAGGAAUCUUUGAAAGUGCAUUAACUUUCUCCAUUACUUUGAGUAUCUCUGCCUCUUAACUGAAGACACUUUCUUGGUGUGGGAUAAAAGUAAGUAUUUUAAUUACUGGAAGAUUUUCAGAGACCAAGUCUAUGCUUUAUGUAGUUAAUAUAAAACUUUCUGGUUUUCUCUUUCAGAUUGAGUGAAUAGCAGUGUGGGGGAUGGGAUUAGGCUUGGCAUGUAGUGUAUCUUUAUUCCACACUUGAACAAAAGUUUUGUCAUCUUUUUCUCACUUUUCACCUUCAUCAUAUUGAUGAAUUUGGACAUAACCUAAUUACCUCCAGUCAUUGUUUUGGAAAGGGCACAUACUGGUAGCAGACAGCCUUAUUUACUGCUGCUGUCCUUCAGGAUGUUCCUGGAAGAGGAUGUUACCAUAAAGGACUGGAUUUACUUUUUUUUUUUUUUCCAAAGAUAGUUCUUGUACAUAUUGGGCUUCUGUCUGUUGCCCAUCAGUAAACCGUCAUGGCUACCUUUCUGAGCCUUGCUCAGCAGCAUGAUGGUGAUUGCUGAAGUCUCUGAUGGAGCUGAAUUAUUACAUACUUCUCUGCCUGAAUGUAAGCCAGGUUCAAACAUCAAGUGUUAAUUAAAUGAAUAGUUCCCGCAUGGUUAAAUCUGCUGGUCUUUUAUCAGCACGACUGCCUCUGAAGUACUGAAAGGGACAUGAACUUUAUUUUAUGUUAAUUGACUUAAGUAGGGAGUUAUAGCUGCAUUUGUUUAAAGAAGGAGAAAGUCUCCAGUUUGCCCUAGUAAAGGGAUGCUAGUCCAGAGGAGAAUGGAUGGUACCAUGCUGUAAGGUGCUUCCUUCUGUGAGCUAAAUGUUUAUCCCAUAUGCAGCGCAAACCAGUGAUAUUGUGAACUCCAUAUGGUUUUGAUCUUUCCAAUGGCAUUGUUCAAGCAUGCAGUUAAAAUUUUCUGGGAUACUUGGGGAAGCUAUAAGAUGAAACCAGGAUACCAACUUGAUCUCUUGGUAAAUUCAGCCCAUGUAAAAGAUCUCCUAACUAGCGUAUGGUUCCUUUAUUUCGGCUUUCUUCCUCAGUUCAUCUGUGCGGAUUUAAAGAUUUUCUACCACAACAGGCAGAACUAACUGCAGACUUUUUUGCAGAGUUGUGUCUUGUGUUUGCCCUGUGCUGCUCUGUGAAGUAAAGUCAUUUAUUCUUCAUGUUCUUUACUGUCCUGACUUCUGUCUUUGAGUUUUCAAUUUCAUCAUGCGCAAGUCUCAGGUGAACAAGAGGAAGCAGGCAGGGAGAUGUUUGAGCUCUGCACAAGGCUGGUUGCCGAGGUGGCACCGCUGAGCUGCCAGUGAAGCGUUUUCUCGGCAGCAGUUCCAAUUCUUGUCUGCUGCCCAGCUGUGGCUUGUGCAUUUAGCAGAGUGGGGCGGGAAUGUCUCUUUCAACAAGCAUGCAAGACCUCAGAGGGAAUGGAGGAAUAAAGGAACAAGUUCCAUUUCUUGAGGGAGUAAGGCUAAGAACAUACUACCUUGUGGUAAAUAGGUGGCCUGUCUGGAGAAAUAAGAGGAGCCUUUUCUUCAAACGUCCAUUCUUGCUUUGUUUUAAAGUGUCCUUGUGCUUAGGCCUCAGAAUCUGUUUCUUUUGCCUUUCCAACAGCACUGCAAAGAAUUCUUUUUUUCCUUCCAGACAA
Pezoporus occidentalis (night parrot) is the source of this 4216-nucleotide messenger RNA. RefSeq names its product core 1 synthase, glycoprotein-N-acetylgalactosamine 3-beta-galactosyltransferase 1 (gene C1GALT1). The transcript is spliced from 4 exons. Bases 175 to 1275 code for a protein of 366 amino acids. Gene Ontology annotation, molecular function: N-acetylgalactosaminide beta-1,3-galactosyltransferase activity. Gene Ontology annotation, cellular component: membrane. The record is from RefSeq and is a predicted model, not a curated record. Lineage: Eukaryota; Metazoa; Chordata; Aves; Psittaciformes; Psittacidae.